CACUUGAGAAAUUGACAUAUUUAUUGAUUUCUCUAAAUAUAAUAAAGUCUGAUUCUUAAUCAAAAAUCACCAAUUAUUCGGUGAAGCGGCGCAUCCACCAUUUUUUUGACCAUUGUUUGAUUGUGAUAAUUUAGUAGUUGAGUGUGAUCUUGAGUGCGAGGUUUAGAGGUAAACAGGGUGUAGAUUUAACAUAAUAUAACACUUGUUGGGGCCUAAUUCUGUUAGACGAAUCGGUGCAUGCGCUUUUGAAGUGUGUUUCGGGGGCGAUUGGUGGCAAACAGAGAAGGUUGUAGGUUUCUGGGGACGCAGGGUGUGCUAAUCGAUUCGAACCAAAGUUGAAAAAUUUUAGAAAUGUGAAUGCGUUUGACUGGUGUCCAGGUAGGUGUUAUUUAGUCAGUCAUUUAGAGUUAAUUUUGAAUCGAUACUGCUUGUGGUUUUUCUUUUGUUUUUAACGCAUAGGUCCAUUGUUUCAUAUCGACCAUCGCUCGGUUUAACAUCACCUGUCAUUAAAUAAAUUCAUAUUUGGCUCGUUUGUUGUUAAAUGUGGAGCAUUUUUGUUGAUCAAUCAAAGGAUAUGAUGCUGCUUAUUUGAUAAUUUGGACUAUCCUUAAUUGAUCGGAUGUGCGAUUCACUGUUAAUUUUUUUUGGGGGGAUUGACUCGAUUAGAGCAGAAUGGAAACUGAAAAGAAGGAAUAUAGGCUCGUUUUGCCAGUGCCGAUGUAUCACAAUGAUUACAACAUUUGGUCAGUAUUAAAAAACUGUAUUGGAAAAGAAUUAAGCAAAAUCACAAUGCCAGUGGUAUUUAAUGAACCAUUAAGCUUCCUGCAAAGGAUGGCUGAAUAUAUGGAAUAUUCACAUCUGCUUCGUUUGGCUUCGCAACAACAAGAUCCCAUAACUCGAAUGCAAUAUGUCAUAGGUUUUGCCGUCAGUGCUCUAGCAUCUAACUGGGAACGUCUUGGUAAACCAUUUAAUCCUCUAUUGGGAGAAACUUACGAGUUAGAAAGAGAAGAAUUUAAAAUAAUUUGUGAACAAGUCAGUCAUCAUCCACCAGUCUCAGCUUUUCACGCUGAAAGCAAAGAUUGGGUAUUUCACGGUUCAAUCCACCCAAAAUUAAAAUUUUGGGGAAAGAGUGUCGAAAUUCAACCAAAAGGCACAGUCACUGUUGAGUUUCCUAAACUAAAUGAGGCCUACACUUGGAGCAAUGUUCAGUGUUGUGUUCACAAUAUUAUUGUUGGAAAACUAUGGAUGGAACAAUGUGGGACGAUGGAAAUCAUUAAUCACUCGACUGGACAUAAGGCCCACUUGACAUUCAAACCCGCAGGAUGGAAUUCCAAGGAUUUGCAUCGAGUGGAAGGCUACAUUAUGGAUAAAUCGAAGCGUAAACUAUUUUUCAUUUACGGAAAAUGGACCGAGUUUAUUAAAUGCACAGACUAUACAUCCUACGAGGAUUACUUGAAAGAAAAUUCGCACAAAUUUAAGCGCGAUGGCGACAAGAGUAAGAGUCCAAGCGAUUCUCCAUCUCACACUUCCAGGAAAGUUUUGCAAAAAUUGAAUAGCUUGAAAGUUAGUCCUUUCAAGUCAAACACAAGUCAAGAGAGUAUGGAUGAAUGUGCUCCUCCUGACAUUCCGGAUGGCAUGGUUCCAAAAAGCGAUUCUACCUACUCUAUUGAUAUCUCCAAUUCGAUAACAAUCUGGAAAGUUAAACCUCGGCCAAUGCAAAGCAGUGACUAUUACCAGUUUACUGAAUUCGCCAUGUCCUUAAAUGAACUGGAACCUGGAAUGGAGACAAGUUUAUGUCCAACCGACUCACGUCUUCGACCGGACAUACGAAAGUUGGAGCAGGGCGAUAUUGAUGGAGCCGCUAUUGAAAAAACCCGUCUCGAGGAGAAACAAAGAGAUGCGAAUAAACACCGCAAAAGCAAGAAAGGGACAGAGUGGAGUCCCAGGUGGUUUAACUCGGGGAUUAAUCCAUACACCAAGCAGGAGGAUUGGAUCUACAAUGGGAAUUACUGGAAGAGGGAAUACACCGAUAAUCCUGAUAUAUUUUAAAUCAGUCAGUAGCCGAUCGAUCGGAUAGAAUUUAGGAAUUUAAUGUGAAAUAUAUAAAUUUUGACCACCAGUUUGGCAAUGUUGACAGUGUAUUAAUCCUUAGCCUGAUUCAUUUGUUGGAGAUCGAAAUUAAUUAUGCCUUGAUGAUUUUGUAGACAACGUGCUCAAGGAUAAGUACCUUCGCGCUUGGUCAUAGGAAACGUUAUAUAAUAUCAAUGUCUGUGCCAAAAGAGCACUUUACCAUCAUAGUUUACUUGUAUAGCGCUUUAUUGCUUCCAAAAAUUGGAAAAUACGUAUCUACCUGUCCUUACAAAUAUCACCUAUGCAAUAAUUUUCAAGCAGGGACUUAGUUCUUGUUUGUUGAUAUCAAUGUGUAUGUUCACGAACUUGUAGAUUUAUUCGAUAAAAUCGGCGCAACGCAUUAUGGUUGCCAUACUGAUAUUUUCGUAAUCUUUUAGGACACUAUAAAUAGAUUUAGUUACCAGUUGCGAAUCAUUGUUGCAAAUAAUUGUCUAUAUAAAGUAGGUAGUGGCCUGAUACUUAUUGCAAAAUUAGAAAUUCAGUUCAAAAAUUGUUUUUGUACAAUUUAUUCGAUUUAAUUGCAUUUUUUUAUUACGAAGGAUCAUAUGAUAUACAGUGAUGUAGGUAAAAUUAAGGUAUACACAGUAUAUUGAGAAUUAUGUUUUGAUCUGUACAUUAUUAACCAAUAAAUAUUUUAUUAUUAUU
This is a messenger RNA of Tribolium madens (black flour beetle), 2775 nucleotides long. Its product is annotated as oxysterol-binding protein-related protein 2. The record is from RefSeq and is a predicted model, not a curated record. The transcript has 9 exons. Lineage: Eukaryota; Metazoa; Arthropoda; Insecta; Coleoptera; Tenebrionidae. Bases 673 to 2049 code for a protein of 458 amino acids. Gene Ontology annotation, molecular function: sterol binding. Gene Ontology annotation, cellular component: cytosol; intracellular membrane-bounded organelle; membrane.